Panicum virgatum (switchgrass) is the source of this 569-nucleotide messenger RNA. RefSeq lists its product as uncharacterized. The record is from RefSeq and is a predicted model, not a curated record. Bases 1 to 321 code for a protein of 106 amino acids. The transcript has 2 exons. Lineage: Eukaryota; Viridiplantae; Streptophyta; Magnoliopsida; Poales; Poaceae.
AUGGUCGCGAUCUUCGUGAAGAUUUUAAAGCUCACAUUUAGCGAGCAGAUGGGUCUCUUCGAUGGGCUCCACCUGCUGGCGUUCGUGGCGGCGAGGGGGCUGAUGCAGGUGUUCAACCUCUCGGCGCCGCACGACCUCCGGCUGCCGCUGGCGCGCCACCUGCCCAAUGCCUGCGCCGCCCUGUACGGCCUCCUCGCCUCGCACGCCGCGUGGCUGCACCAGGCCCUGGCGCGCGGCGCCGUCCGGAGCGGCCACAGCCGGAGCGGGGGCGGCGUCGUCGACGACUACGUCUUCCACGCCAUGCUCAGCAUCUCCGACUGAGCGCCGCCGGCGAGCGGCCACCAGGCGCUCGAGGGCGCGGCGGCGCUGCCGUCGUGGCAGUUGCCAGUUGCCCUUUGCUAUGUUCAGUUUAAAUUAGGAAGUCUCUCGCCCCGCUAGCUUCUCCAUCCAUCCGCUCGUUUCGUUUGUGGUUGUUGUUGGCACAGUUAAAAUUUGAAUUUGGCUGAAUGAGUUGGGGAGUUUUCUGUAACUCUGGUUGGUAAAUUCAGUACAAGAGAUUUUCUCUGAAA